UUACUAAUAUUUUUAUACAUAAUAAAAAAAAAUAGCGUCAAUAAUUUUGAGUACAUAUUUUCUACUUUUAGACACAUUUGGCUCUAGUAAACAAAUUUUACCUUAAUAUCAAUAAACUAAAACUGCAGUUGCAUUGUCCUGUGCACUUUAUAAUUACAACGUCAACUGUGUUUCUCCUGCUCGCAUAAAUAAGAAGUUUUUUCAAGUUUUCUGGUGCUUAGGUAACAAAUGAUAUUGAAUUUUGAGUAUCAUGUAUGAAGAGGAUAAUAAAACGAUAUGGUGCGGUAACAUAUCGGAACAAGUGACUGAGGAAAUUCUCUAUGAACUGUUUUUACAGGCAGGCCCACUUGAAAAAGUAAAAAUUGUUAAAGAUCGAGAUGGAAGACAAAGGAACUUUGCAUUUAUAACAUACAGACAUGAAGUGUCCGUACCAUAUGCACUGAAUUUAUUUCGAGGUACAGCUCUUUUUAAUAAAGCAUUAUCAAUGCAUUGUAGAGGGCGAAUGGUUCCUUUACCACCGUCUAUUCGUGCAUAUGGUGAUGAAAUACCCCUUGAAAUUCCUAACCAAAAUGUUGUCCAGCAAUUUGCUGCCAUGACAGAAAAGAUUAAAGACAAUAGCCAAAGACCCAUGCCAUUAUUAAGAAGUGAAAUUAACCAUGAGCUUGUUAUGGCUAGCUUACAAGGAAAUUGGUUGCAUAGGCACCACCCAUAUCAAAGUAAAGAUAACAGAAAGCAUGGGAGAGAUGACAAUAGACACAAAGAAAGUUCAAAAAAGUACUCAAGCCACUGGAAGGAUAGGAAAAGGUCGAGAAAUUAUAGAAGAGACUAAUUAUAAAUAACAUUAGGGGACUAAAAUAUUGUUUUGUGGAAUAAAUAGUAACUUUUAUUAAAAAAAUUACAAUUUAGAAGACCAUUCACUGAGUUACCUAUUAUUGUAUAUAAGGUAUAAUUAAAAUGACAACAUCAAUAACUUUUAUAUUCAUGCAUUUAAUACAGCUAUAUUGUAUUUUCACCAGUGUCCAUUUAAAAUAUAGCCAACUUCAUUAAGAAAUCCCUUGAAUUCUUCCUGUAAAAGUAACUGAUUGUUAAAAGAAUAGUUAUUAAUGUUUUUUUUUGAUGAAAAAAGAAGCAUCAAAAAGUCAUCAUUGUUAUCUUAACCAUUUAUUUAAAUAUAAAACAAACAUAUUUUAAUACUAAUAUUUUAAACCCUCUAAUAAAAUGUUGCAAGUUAAAUUUACUUACAAUUUUUGUCUUAUAUUUGUAGGCAACAUAGCCUAUAAUUUCUGAAAUGAAGAUAAGGGAUACUAUAUAGAAGACCAGUGAAAUUAAUUUCUCAUCCAUGUCAAACAUAUCUGAAUGCAAUAUUUUGUAUGUCAAAUAUGUCCCAAAUAUGCCACGGAGGCCAAUAAAUAGAAUUAAAUAUACUA
Pieris brassicae (large cabbage white) is the source of this 1427-nucleotide messenger RNA. Its product is annotated as RNA-binding protein 7. Gene Ontology annotation, cellular component: nucleus. The transcript is spliced from 2 exons. Bases 251 to 829 code for a protein of 192 amino acids. The record is from RefSeq and is a predicted model, not a curated record. Gene Ontology annotation, biological process: regulation of alternative mRNA splicing, via spliceosome. Gene Ontology annotation, molecular function: single-stranded RNA binding. Lineage: Eukaryota; Metazoa; Arthropoda; Insecta; Lepidoptera; Pieridae.